AUGGCAGGAUCAAAACGACACGAAGCACGAGGCGGUUGCGUAGGAGGGGCAGCGUACGAUAAAAUCGAGGAUCUUGUGAUCUCACCUCGAACUGAUAGAGGUUACUCUGCGGUACCCAUUCGAGAACAACUUUGGAGCACUGUACCACAUCGAUUCUAUGAUAUCCUUGACAGCAUAGAUGUGAAUUGCGCGAAAAUUCUGGAAAACGAUGAGACUGCGAUCCGGGCGGCGGAAAAUAUGACUUACAGUUCACUUUUUAUCAAAGAAAUUAUUUUACGAGAGGAGCAGAGGUGCCCGUGGAUACGGAACCUUUUCGGAUUCGACUGUAAACCUACAUCAAAAGCAGAGCGAAAAUUUCCACUUGCUUAUGGGUUGCUUGUGUACACUAACGCAAUCCAAGUGCUUUUCAUGCUAAGUGCCUUCUAUCGACUACAAAACGAGUACUGUAUAGCAGUAAGCGGAUCUGCUUCAAAAGACUUCAAAUUUCUCAUGAAAGUUGUCGACGAAUGUUUUGACAAUGUUUACGUCAUGGAGCGACCUCCCGUUAAAUGGGGUUCAUUUGAAAUUCUCAACUCCACGUUUGCUUGUCUUGAAGUUCUAUCGCACAGCGAUAGACCGUGGAGAUACUAUCAGUACCUCUCCGGUUUUGAUGUUCCAUUGAAGACAAAUCGGGAAAUGAUUGAGAUAUUUAAAAUGUGGAACAAUACGGUAAAUGCACGGUAUAUGCGCUACGAGAAGCAUCGCUUGAAUCAAAAACGAGAAGAAGAUUCACCGUUACCUAUCAUUAAAGCUUCGGUUUCGGCUGCACUUCCUAGAUCUGCUGUGGAUAAAAUAGUGAAGAGCAAGGAAACUAGAAAGUUACUGAAGUUUCUGCAAGGCACAACAAUCCCGGAUGAAAGUUUUUGGGGGACAUUGACCGGCAAUACUGAUAAAUUUCCAAUGCCUGGAGGUAUAAAUGCAGAAAAAUUGCUUGAAUACCAAGAAGAACAUAAUAGAACUCGUCAACAUAUGGUCAAAAAAUUCAUGAAGAUAUCACCUCGGAUGAGCAAUUAUCUAUCCAGAUAUCAGCUAUGGCGGCGACGAAAUGACACUUGUAGAGGUAAAUAUGUGCACGGUUCAUGUGUUUACGGUUUGAAGGAUCUGGCAGAUUUAAUGAAACAACCACAUCUUGUCGCUCAUAAAAUGUAUAUCGACUUUCAACCUGCCGCCUUGUUUUGUGCACUAAAGACGAUUAGAAUCCGGGAGCGAGAUCGUUUCACGUUGAAUGUGAAACCGUACAGCGAAAUCCCACACGUUCAGCUUAGUGCAGGCUUAGAAUAUCCAAGAGAGAUGCGGAAUCAGAGCAUGAUUCCUGUUGAUCUCGGAGGACGAUAUCAGAAUUGCUGUGAAACUCAAAAUUCGCAAUCCAGAGAGAUGAUUCCACCAGUCCAGCACUGGUUCAUUAUAGGUGGAAUAAACCUAAGCUCUAUAGUCGCACCGGGUCUUCGAAUAGCAAAAAAGUGUUGA
Necator americanus (New World hookworm) is the source of this 1506-nucleotide messenger RNA. RefSeq lists its product as uncharacterized. Gene Ontology annotation, molecular function: acetylglucosaminyltransferase activity. The transcript is spliced from 19 exons. Lineage: Eukaryota; Metazoa; Nematoda; Chromadorea; Rhabditida; Ancylostomatidae. Gene Ontology annotation, cellular component: membrane. The record is from RefSeq and is a predicted model, not a curated record. Bases 1 to 1506 code for a protein of 501 amino acids.